Crotalus tigris (Tiger rattlesnake) is the source of this 1650-nucleotide messenger RNA. RefSeq names its product eukaryotic elongation factor 2 lysine methyltransferase (gene EEF2KMT). Bases 1 to 1149 code for a protein of 382 amino acids. Lineage: Eukaryota; Metazoa; Chordata; Lepidosauria; Squamata; Viperidae. The transcript has 8 exons. The record is from RefSeq and is a predicted model, not a curated record.
AUGCGCGCACACGCGUUCCCAAAGGCACACACGCCCGCGCCCCCGCCGCGGAACCUUCCCCCACCACACCUCCGGAAGGCCAAAGGCACGGAGGAGGAGCCGAUGGAGGAAGGAGGGCAAGCCUUGGAAGGCAAGGCAGCGCUCGGCUUCCAGAGGGGCUUCCUAGCCGGGAAGCGCCUGUCUGAGCUUCCCUGGCAGAGCCUUGAAGAAAUCUUGAAACAUUCAAAGGAUUCCUCUCCAUUUUUAGCUAUCCUGCAGAAGACGGUGUUUCAUCCACUCUGCUUGAAGUAUCCUCCAUCUGUUCAAUACAGAAGACGGUUCUUAUCAGAGCUGAUCAAAAAGCAUGAAUCGACAUGCCCUGAGCCACUGGAUCAACUCUACGAAGCCCUUGGGGAUGUCCUAAAGACUGAAGAAACCACACAUUGUUACAAAAACUACUUAUUGCCCUCAGGAGACGCCAUUACGCUUCGUGAAAAUGUGGCCAUCGUUUCACAAGGAACAACAGGUCUGGUCACCUGGGACGCCGGUCUCUACCUGGCCGAAUGGGCUCUGGAGAAUUCGGAGGUCUUCAGGAGCAGAAGAAUUCUGGAAUUGGGAAGUGGGAUUGGAUUGACGGGCAUUGCCAUUUGCAAGGCUUGCCAUCCGAGAGAAUACAUCUUCAGCGAUCACCAUGGGGGUGUCCUUCAACAGCUGUCUGAGAAUGUCCAGCUGAAUGGUUUGACUUUGCAGCCUGAUUCUUGCAGCCACCGUGCAAAAGAAAGCUGCAAUCAUCAGGACCAUCUCGAUGAUGACCUUGAAGAUGAACAUCAGGUCCGAACAUCAGUAAAAGAACUAGACUGGAAUCUCGUUUCCAAAGACGAGCUUGCGAAAUUGCAAGCUGACGUCAUUCUUGCUGCAGAUGUGGUAUACGAUCCGGAGGUAAGCCAGCACUUGAUUGGUGUCCUUCAAAAAGUUCCCCGGGACCGCAGGAAUAGAGAAACACCUGACGUUUACAUCGCCUUCAAUAUCCGAAACCCAGAUACAUAUCGCGACUUCCAGAUGCAACUUGAUAAAGUGGAGAUUGGAUGGCAAAUAGUACCUACCUCUUGGAAGAAUCUUUUUCCAUAUGACCAGCAUGCAACUAUAGUAAUUUUAAGGCUGCAUGUUUAAGAGUUUUCCCCAAAAACUCUUAGUUGGAAAGCUUUUCCCAAGUAUUAUGAUUGGAAAUAACUUUGGCCAUCGUGAGCUGGUUUCGCUCUCAAGUGUCCACUGUUGGAAGCAUCAAAAUGUCUCUUAUAGCUGCAUUAAAAACGAUUCACUUUUUUUGUUAUAACCAAUGGGUCUACAAGGGAGUUUCUUUCAGUCUUCUCAACUUUAAGACCAAUUCCAAGAAUUCCUCAAUUUCUCAGCAACUUGAAGAUGUGUGGUCAUCAACUCCCAGAAUUCAUUGGGAAGUUGAAGUCCACACAUCUUUAAAGUUGCCACAGUUGAGGAACACUGAUGUACGAGAUACAUUACCGAAAACCUUUGUGUAUUGUAUUGUUUACACAUUUAAAGUUACCUUCUUGCGAUCUCAGAGAAUGCUUCUAAUCUGUCCUGUUUAUAUACUCACGCGAACGAUGGAACUCGGAAGCUGUUAUUUUUGGUAUAAUAAACACGAGGUUACCUCUG